This is a messenger RNA of Patiria miniata (bat star), 4426 nucleotides long. RefSeq names its product L-asparaginase 1-like. The transcript has 12 exons. Gene Ontology annotation, molecular function: protein binding; asparaginase activity. Lineage: Eukaryota; Metazoa; Echinodermata; Asteroidea; Valvatida; Asterinidae. Bases 22 to 2025 code for a protein of 667 amino acids. Gene Ontology annotation, biological process: amino acid metabolic process. The record is from RefSeq and is a predicted model, not a curated record.
CAACCAUAGCUUUGUGUGAAGAUGAAUUCAACACCCAGCACUGGAGGGCAAAGCUCUGCCUCCGUCAUUCCAUUCUCAACGUUGUCUAUCGGCCGACGAGUUUCCACGGCCAAUACUGCAGCAGGACCUAUGCGUGCACCACUCCGUCCCAAACCGCCCCGUGUGCGGGCUCGAAAUCGCUCGAGCUCGAGCGAGUCGUGUGCGGAAGUCAUCGAGUCUAGAGUUCUUGUCUUGUAUGCCGGUGGAACCAUUGGCAUGUUUAAAGAAAACGACGUCUAUGUUCCAAGUCCGGGUCGCUUCCACAAACUGGUGCGAUCAAUGCCCAUGCUGAAUGAUGAGGAAUAUGCAUCCCUCAUCGAUCCGUCGCCAGGCAUGGUGGAGAGGCCGUAUGCUCUGCCAAUAUCACAAGAAGGGAAGCGUGUCAUCUUCGACAUCCACGAGUACAAGGUGCUUAAAGACUCCAGCAAUCUCGACCCCACUGAUUGGGCCGAGAUGGCAGAAGACAUUUGCCGAUUCUACAAGCGGUACGACGGUUUUGUCAUCCUCCACGGCACGGACACCAUGGCGUAUACGUCGUCCGCGCUGUCAUAUAUGUUGGAGAAUCUGGGCAAGCCGGUGGUGUUGACCGGUGCACAGGUGCCCCUGCCAGAGCUGCGAAGUGAUGGACGGGAUAAUGUACUUGGUGCUAUCUAUAUUGCUGGCCACUUUGUCAUUCCUGAGGUUACAUUGUACUUCAACGAUACAUUGUAUCGGGGUAAUCGUGUGAAGAAAGUGUCCAGCGAGAGCUUCAGCUGUUUUGACUCGCCCAAUUUCCCACCUCUCGUCAAAAUGGCAGUCAAUAUUGAAGUGGCAUGGGAUAAUCUCUUUCGACCCAACACCUUAGAGAGUUUUCGAGUUCACACCUACAUGGAGAGCAACGUGGGUCUGCUGAGGCUCUUCCCUGGUAUCACAAAGGAACCGGUAAAGGCCUUCUUAAGUCCCCCCAUGAAGGGCGUGGUCCUGCAGACGUUUGGGGCGGGGAAUGGUCCCGACAGUAGGAAGGACUUGAUGGAGGUCAUCAGGGAAGCCACACAGAGAGGAGUGCUCAUCAUCAACUGCACACAGUGCUCCAGGGGUACAGUGUCGGCGGCCUAUCGCACUGGACGGUCUCUACUGGAGGCAGGCGUCAUACCAGGCAGUGACAUCACGCCAGAGGCAGCCCUGACCAAACUCUGCUAUGUCCUGGGCAAGAAGGAGCUGUCCCAAGGACAGAGACUUGAGAUGCUUAGUUGCAACCUGCGAGGCGAGAUCAAAGUCUCCGGCAAGCACAAAGAGAGCAGGACGUUACAAGACAGCGAAUUCAUCCGGGCGGUGGUCGACACACUGAAGCUCACCAGCAGUCAGGAAGUUAAAGCUGUACAAGAUGCCCUCUUCACUCCACUGAUGUGUGCUGCAGCCAAAAAUGGCGACUUGGCAUCACUCAAACAUUUCAGGGAAUGUGGAGGUGACUUGAGUCUUGCUGACUACGAUGGGCGGACACCGUUACAUUUGGCAGCCAGCACACGGAACCUUGACGUUGUGCAGUACUUGCUGGAAAAUGGCUGUUCGAUUUACGCCAAGGACUCAUUCGGCAACUCACCUUUCUUUGAGAGUAUUCGAUUAAAAAAUCUUGAGGUCAUCAGGAUGAUUAAGAAGACAGGAGGACAUCUGAUUCACACAGCUAGACAUGAGCUGGGAACGAUGCUAUGCCAUGCAGCUGCGUUGGAUGACAGGGAGUUGUUGGAAGCAUUCCAUGAAGCUGGGGAAGAUAUGAACGCCACCGAUUACUGUGGAAAUGCGCCACUACAUGUGGCAGUCAUGAAGAACAGCAAAAGUUGCAUCGAGUUUCUGUUGGAGGCUGGGGCUGACCCAAGCUUGAAAGACCAUUGCAAUAAUACAUCUCUGAACAUCGCUGAGGAGAAAGGUUUGGAUGGAGUAGUUAACCUCAUGCGAGGAGUAACUGUUAGAUCGAACACAUCCAGCAUCAGUUCGUCAUUUAGCAGCUGAAAUAGCAGUCAUUGUCAUAGUAUCCUCUUUCCUCAAAUCCUGAAGAAUAUUGAAAUAUGACGCAUGCGCAUCAGUGUUAUCAAACAGCUAUUCCAAAGAAACUCACUUGCAAAGCUGUGAUACCCGCGUGGCAUGGAAACAGUAUAAUACAUUGGAUAGAAUGGGCCGAGUAAACUGUCCACCAAUCAACCCACCUACCCACCCACCCAAGUGUGUAUUUGCCUGCAAUCGGGGACCCCCUAUUGUCCCUCUUUUGUUUGUACUCUAACUUUUUAGGAAGACCUCCCACAUGUUUUGUACACGAAUCCAAAUUGGGGACCUCUCGGGAAUUGGGGACCCUAUUGAGAAAUGGGGACCCUAUUGUCCUCUAUUGUUCCACGUCCCCUAUUUAAUGCAGAAACAAACUCACCCACACACCCAACAACAUAUAUAGUGAGUUCAGGCACACGGUACGUUUUCACACCGCCUUGGGAAAAAAACUAAUACAAGUAUUAGCAAAUACCACUAGCAUGUAAUCUUGUGAAUUUUUUUCUCAGGGUGUAUGCGAGUGCUUAUUUAUGAGCUUUUAUAGGGAUAGGUAAAUCAAAGUCUUGAGCGAAACUUCAGAGAAGUUGAAGAAGUAAGGUGGUUGUGGUGCAAGGAAAAGGAACCCAAGUGUUGUGUGACGAUCUUACUUGCUACUUCUCUCUCUUCAUUAGGGCUGUGCAUGGGAACCGGGUACCCGAGUACCCGACUGUCAAUGUCGGGAACCGGUUCCAGAUUAUGGAAUCGAGUACCCGUAACCAUCUUCAGAAAUUACUCAGUAACUUCUCAGAGAAUGAAAAAGACCAGCAUCGAAUGUCAUUUAUAGAGAAAAUUUCAAAAUGAAAAAACAGACUACAUGGAAAACAAAACCAAUUCCAUGUUCACGAUGCUCGUGAUAGUUGCAAUUUUUGCCAUAAAGCUAAAGAGCUCACUCUAUACACUUGUAACUUGCGUACUGGCGCACCGAUAUGAGGUAUUAUUAGCAUGCAGACCUUUAUGAACAAUCUGAACAGCAACUUCUGAGAUUGACAUUUUUUUGGAGCUGGGUUUCUUUAAUGGGUACCCGAGUACCCGUAUUUUUUUUCAAUAGGGUACCCGGUUCCUGUACUACCCGUAAAUGCACAUCCCUACUCUUCAUCGGUCAAAUUUUAUGUAUUGUAAGAAUCGACCCAAGAUAUUAAAUUGUUGGAUUCCACUUGUUAAUUACUUGCAAAGUCCCACUCUCCACUGGUCAAAUUAUAUAAAAUUCUGCAAGGAUUGUGCUUUUCUUGGGGUUGUGGAGUGAGAUAGGAUGGCUUGGUUCAGAGCCAAGAUUUCGGACUAUUGAUCCAAUUUUUAGUUUUUUUACAGCCCUCUUUUUUUCACUGUAUUCUCAGAGUUGAGGUAUAGUUGUGACCUUAUCAUGAGAAAGCAUGGUUCAGAAACACGAUAUUGUUUUACGUUUCAGUAAAUUACUUCAUAGUUCUGUUUUUGUCAUUUUUAAAAUUGUGUGUGCUUUUAAACUUUGGUAUUCUUGGGGGUUUGAGAUGAGAAAGCAUGGCUUAGAGCCAAGUAAAGAGACCGCUGGCCAACCUUUGUAUGCUAUUUACUGGUUCUGUUAUUGGUCAGAAUUUAUGUAUUAUUCAAAUUGAGGAAUAUGUGGGGUUAUGUUGCAAAGAAGCACUUCUUAAUUGGCCCAAAGCCACGGCAUUGUUGGAAAACCUUAUCAAGCACUUGCACGGUUGGUUCUAAUCUCCAUUGGUCAAAAUAUAUUUAAAUGUAGCCUAUUGUAACUGUUUAAUCUUGGUAUGUUCCAUGGGAUCAAUACCUUUUAAAUAUUAUCAUACCUUUUUAAAUAUAUUAUGAAUUACUUGGUGGGCAAACUGAAAUUGAAUCACUUUGUCUUUCUAGAAAUUGCAUUUUGUACAAAACAAAACAAAACAUUUUAAGCCUGUAACAUGGAAGAAUUUCUUUUUAUAUUGAAGAUGACCACCCCUAAAAAUAGUCCUGAAACCCAUCGCCAUUUUGAAAAAUGAUGCCUACGCUAUGAUUUGUAAAAUGCAACGCUUUUGGUGCCCAAUUUCAUCUAAAUUUCACAAAAACACCACCUCACAGUCCUGUGCACGGCUUCCAUCCUUCUUUUUUUUACAAACCCUCAAGUUCAUGGCCCACAAAAUGCUCUAAUACCGAACAAUUUGAGGGCAUGCAAAUCGUGAUUUGGCCGGCGUAGGCAAUUUGGGCCUAUUUACUGGUCUGGACCCUUUGGGACAAUUCCAUGACUUUCCCACGACUUUUCUAUGACCAAAUUAUGAAAAUCCUUGACCUAGUUGAUCAAAAUGCAGAUCCAAAUUGUAAAAAUGGUUCCGUGAAAAGUGCUUAACAACCCCCCCCCCCCCCC